This is a messenger RNA of Clonostachys solani, 1599 nucleotides long. The record is from the annotation of a GenBank genome assembly. NCBI's taxonomy places the organism in Eukaryota, Fungi, Ascomycota, Sordariomycetes, Hypocreales, Bionectriaceae.
AUGGAUUAUUCAGCCUCAAAAUCCGUGACCAUCGUCACCGCUGUAUACGCCAGUGUUUUAUUGCUACUCCUUUUUGCUGGUUUCAGACUGGCUUUUCAUCCUUUGGCAAAAUAUCCUGGGCCUCUUAUAUCCAAGCUCACUGGCGGUUAUGCUGGAUUCCACGCGAUCAAGAAAGACUUGCAUCUCGUCACGUACCGCGACCAUCUCAAAUAUGGCCCUGUUUACAGGCAGAGUCCAAAUCGCCUGGUGUUUAACUCUGUCGAGGCGCUUCACGACAUCUAUGCCAACCCGCAUGUGACCAAGGCAGACUCGUACAAAUACACCCGCAUGCGCAACAAGACAAGCCUUUUCAAUGCGCUGGAGAAGAAAGAUCACAGGCGUAGGCGGAGCAUCAUCGGCCACGUCAUUUCCGAACAGUCUAUGCGCAAGUUUGAGCCCACCAUGAUGAGCCAGGUCGACAUCUUUCUCGAGCAGCUGCUGCUGACAAGUCAGCACACCGAAACUGUCAAUAUGACGCCGAGAUUCCAACGCCUCGCCAUUGACAUCAUCUGUCUUCUCGGUUUCGGCUACUCCAUGCGCUCCCAGGCCGAGGAAAAGAUGCGGUUCGUGGGCGAGGCCAUGAACGCCGUUAGCGCCCGUUUGCAUAUUUUCAUGACGUGGUCGGUUUUUGCCUGGCUUGACCCUGGCAUCCAAUUCAUCUUCAAAUCGAGGAUAGACCGGCUGCGGGACGCUCUUGGUAAUAUGAUUGAGGAGCGCAUGGCAAAGCCCAAGGAUGCCGUCUAUGACCUCCUAUCCAUCACUAGCGAUGCCACUAUUCAUGCAGCCGAGCAGGAAGGUCUUCGUGGCAGUGAGUUGUGGGCCGAGGCUGGCAUUUUCUUCACAGCAGGGGGUUCUACGACAGCCACAGCUCUGUCUUCUGCCUUCUUUUACCUCUCGCGACACCCAGCUGCCUACGAAACCCUCGCCUCGGAAGUUCGCACCACUUUCAAGUCCGCGUCUGAUAUCCGAGGUGGGCCCAAGUUGACGGGGUGUAAGUAUCUGCGAGCAGUGAUUGAUGAGACGAUGCGCAUGUCUCCCCCAUCGCUCGGAACUCCAUGGCGUCAGGAAGACCCGAUGCUGCCCAAAUCCAAGCCUUUCGUGGUCGACGGUCACGAGAUUCCUCCAGGCACUGUUGUCGGCGUCAACACAUAUUGCAUCCAUCACAACGACAAGUAUUUCCCUGACUCCUUUUCAUUCCGCCCAGAUCGCUGGUUGGAGAAGGAGGGAGAAACAGUGCAAGAAACGAAGGCGCGUGCCACUAUGCGACGGGCCUUUGCCCCCUUUUCUGUGGGAGAGCGUAGCUGCGCAGGGAAGGCCAUGGCUUAUCUUGAAUUGAACCUGACCCUGGCCAAGACUUUAUGGUACUUUGAUUUCGAGAAGACGACUGGGAGGGACGGUCAACUGGGAGCUGGAAAGCCAGGCGCAGCACUUGGGAGGCACAGGCCGGGUGAGUAUCAACUCUAUGAUAUCUUCACUGCCGAUCACGAUGGGCCCAAUCUCGUCUUUAAGACACGGGAGGAGUAUUGGCGGGAACUGGUCAGCCAUGUGGAGGCAGAAUAA